CGUCCUGGUCAGGAGAAGGUGCUCCGUGCGGCCCGGUGCGGGGGCUGCAGGCGGCGGGAGGGGAAUGCACCUUUGUGAUGUUCACGGUAAACUUGAGGCUACUAAUAGUAGUUCGCACAGUUAUUCUGAGAAUUAGAUAAGGUGUCAUCUGCAAAACAUUUUGUCAAAUGCUUGUAGUCACUCUGUACGCUGCUAUGAAAAGACGCGUUGUUCCCUUUCUUUAUUUCAUUUAACCCUCACAACAAUCCUGCUUGUCGAUAUAAACAUGCCAUUUUCCAAAGUGAAAGGACGAUCCUGGCGUGGAAUGAAAUACCCCAAGGGCACAAGCUGGUAGGUGAAGAGGUAGGACACAAAUACAGAUUUUACUCCCCAUCUCUCGCUCUUCCUAAUGUCCUCCCUGCUCCAAACCCAGAGUUGCAACCCUUGGAUCACUUAGCAGAGUAGCCUGUCCUCAAAUUCCCGGAGAGAUGAUUGCGAAGUACCGGUAAAUGCGGACAGAAGCUUAACGGCUUGGUAAACAUAUCCUGGGAAGUGUGGGGUUUCUCCAGAGACUCUGGGUCAGACUGUGAUUCCCUUCCACCUUCCUGCACUGUCCAGGCUGUCUCCAUCCGCAAAGGCCCAGUCUGACAAACUAAUGCAGUGCUGGCCGGUAGGAAGGUAAUGCAAAUAUAAUAUAAAAAUAUAAUUAAAAUGUUCAGUAGCAACAGUAAAAAGAAAAGGAGGUGAAGCUAAUUUUGCUGGUGCAUUUAAUUCACUACGUUCAAAAUACUAUUUUGACUCGUGGCAGCAGCCACCCUUCCGAUGGAGCAGCUGCAUGCAGGGAAUGGGUAUAGUGCUGGAUAGUCCAUUUCUCGUGAAGUCCAAAGGGUCAGGUUUAGAGUGUUACAUGAAGGUUUCAGUUGAAGUGAAUUUGUUUCUCAGUCUCAGGUCCCAGCCCUUCUGGCGCAAAGUAACUUAACUCAGGAAAGAGGGAGGAGCCCCAGGAACAACUGCCACUUGGGGGAACAGCUCUUCUGACAGACUCCUCACCAGAGCUUUAGAGUAGAGGCAGAAGUGUCUAGAAGGAGCAGGUCCCGAUUUGCUCCAUCAGAAGCAGUUCUUGAUCCUGGGAUAGCCUGAGUCAGACUCGGGAAAUGUCAUUACACCCAGAAGCCAUCACAGACUGUGUGACGGUAGAUACUGUGGACCAACUUGCAGAAGGUGGUAUGUGAGAUUGAGAGGGAUGGGUGACUGUCAGGCUGCACAGGAAAAGGCACUUGACUGGAUGGCUGGUGAGGACUGAUGUCCAGGGAAGGUGUAAGCAGCCAGAGCUGAAGAAACCCUAAACAGCACCUUGUUUCCUUUGUUCUGCCCUCACCCUUUCCAGAUUCUAAGCUGCUUUCACACCAUCUCCAUCACCUCAUGUGGUAUCUAGAGUUACACUUGUGCUCCCUGUUUUCUGGACAUGGAGUUAACAGAAUGAGAGUAGAAGAAAGGUUUUCUGUAUUGGACACAUACGAAAGCCCAUAAAUAUUAGACCUAGAAAUGAAUGAUUGUUGUAGAGUCACCCCGGGCAGAACCCAGCAAGCAGCACAGGGCUGUUUACUCUCACAGUGGAACCUUCACAGUUGUUUACCUUAUUCCAGGAGCAGCAGAAAAUGAACAUAGCUCAGGGAUCCAUAUCAUUCAAAGACGUGACUGUGGAGUUCAGCCAGGAGGAGUGGCAGCACCUGGGCUCUGCUCAGAGGGCCCUCUACAGAGAUGUGAUGCUGGAGAACUAUAGCCACCUGGUCUCCGUGGGGUAUUGCAUUACCAAACCCCAGGUGAUCUUCAAGUUGGAGCGAGGGGAAGAGCCCUGGUCCUUAGAGGAAGAAUUCCUAAACCAGAGGUACCCAGGAUACUACCAAGUUGAUGUCCACAUUGAGGGGAACCAGGAAAAACAAAUGAACCCUCCAUGGCAAUUAAUAAUCACUGAUAACAAAACACUGAGUAAAGAAGGGCAAAAAGUUUUAGGGAAACAAAUUAAUCUGGCUGUAACUCCAGAUUUUUCAGAAAAAAUGCCCUGUAAAUGUGACUUUUGUAGAAUGAGUUUGCCACUUGUUUCUGAAUUAAUUGUUAGUGAUAGAAACUGUUCAAGAAAGAAGACUGACUACAUGAAUGUAUGUGAAAAGUUGCAGCUUGAUAUUAAACAUGAACAAAUUCAUGCUGGAGAGCAGUCUUUCAAAUAUAAUAAAAAUGUGCAACCUCUCAGUCAUAAGAAAAGUCAUCAGAAAUUUCAAACUCUGGAGCAGUGUUUUGAAUAUAAUGAACUUGGAGAAGUUUUACAUGAUGAGACUGUUGUCCCUGUCACAGCUCAGAGCUGUCUAACAGGAGAGGAACCCUGUCAGGAUGAUGAAUUUCGGAAAAAUUGUGAUAAAGCAACUGUAUUUAACAUGAGAGCUGGUACAAGAGAGAAAUGCUUUGAUAUCAAUGAAUAUGGGAGAUCUUGUGACAAAACCACCAUUGUGGGAUACAGUAUAGUUCACAGGGCUAUGACAAACUAUGAAUGUAAUGAAAAUGAAAAUAACUUCAACAGGAAUUCACCCAACACUCAACCUCAGCAAACUGUCACAAGACACGGUGCUUUUGAAAGCAGUAAAUGUGAAGAAAACUUAAGCCAGAGCUCAGCCCAUCUAGUACAUCAGAAGACACAAACUGGAGAUAAGUUCUGUGUUUUUGAUGGACGUACAAAUGCUUUCUGCCAGGAAUUAGACCUUACAAUACAUCAGCGAACUCAGACAGAAGAGAAAUUCUAUGAGUGUGGUAAAUAUGGGGAAUGCUUGUAUCAAAACUCACUUCUCAGUGUACAUAAGGAAAGUGACACAGGAGAGAAGUCAUUUGAAAGUAAUGAAUGCAGGAAAUCCUUUAAUGAGAAAGCAUACAUCAUUCAGCAUGAGAGGACCCACUCAGGGGAGAAAACGUAUGAAUGUGAGGAAAGCAGGAAAUCCUUUUGUUCCAAUUCACACACUAUUCAUUAUCCUGCUACUCAUAUGGGGGUCAGUCACUGUGAAUGUAAUGAAUGUAGGAAAACUUCCUGUCAGACGUCAAAUCUCAGUGAACAUCUGACAGUUCACACAAAGAAGAAACCUUAUGAUAACAAUGGAUGUGAGAAGUCUUACAAGAAACCUGCCCUCUUUGAACAUCAGAGAAUACACAAAGAGAUGAAGCGCUAUCAAAGUAAUAAAUCUGGAAAAUCAUUCUUCAAGAUGGAACAGCUCAAAGAACAUCAGAGAAUUCACACAGAAGAGAAAAUCUAUGAAUGUAAUGAAUGUGGGAAAACUUUCUCCAAGACGUCACAUCUUGGAGCACAUCAGAGAAUUCAUACAGGGGAGAAACGCUAUGCAUGUAAUGAAUGUGGGAAAACUUUCUCUCACAAGACACACCUCAGUGCACAUCAGAGAAUUCAUACAGGGGAGAAACCCUAUGAAUGUACUGAAUGUGGGAAAACUUUCUCCCAGAGGACACACUUGUGUACACAUCAGAGAAUUCACACAGGAGAAAAACCCUAUGGAUGUAAUGAAUGUGGGAAAACUUUUUCCCAGAAGACACACCUCAGUACACAUCAGAGAAUUCAUACAGGUGAAAUACCCUAUGCAUGUAGUGAAUGUGGGAAAACCUUCUCCCAGAAAUCAUACCUCAGUGGACAUGAGAGAAUUCACAAAGGGGAAAAACCUUAUGAAUGUCAUGAAUGUGGGAAAACCUUUGUCUAUAAAGCAGCCCUUAUAGUCCAUCAAAGAACUCACACAGGCGAGAAACCCUAUGGAUGUAAUGAAUGUGGGAAAUCUUUCUCCCAGAAGUCAUAUGUCAGUGCACAUCAGAGAAUACAUACAGGGGAGAAACCCUAUGUAUGUAGUAUGUGUGGGAAAGCUUUUGCCCAUAAUUCAACUCUGAGAGUACACCAGAGAAUUCACACAGGUGUAAAAUCCUAUCAAUGUAAUGAAUGUGGGAAAACUUUCUCCCAAAAAUCACACCUAUGUGCACAUCAGAGAAUUCACCCAGGGGAGAAACCUUAUGGAUAUAACGAGUGUGGGAAGACUUUCUACAAGACAUCAAACCUUAGAGCACAUCUGAGGACACGCACAGGGGAGAAACCCUAUGAGUGUAGUAUAUGUGGGAAAUUUUUUGCCCGUAAUUCAAACCUCAGAGUACAUCAGAGAAUUCACACAGGAGCAAAACCCUAUGAAUGUAAUGAAUGUGGGAAAACUUUCUCCCAAAGGACACACCUGUGUGCACAUCAGAGAAUUCACACAGGAGAGAAACCCUAUGGAUGUAAUGAAUGUGGGAAAGCUUUUGCUCAAAAUUCAACUCUUAGAGUACACCAGAGAAUUCAUACAGGGGAGAAACCCUAUGAAUGUAAUGAAUGUGGGAAAACUUUUGUUCGUAAGACAGCUCUUAGAGUACAUCACAACAGAAUGCACACCAAAGAGAAAAAAUAAUAAAUCUGGGAUAUCUUAAAGAAACUCAUAUAACACAGUGGAGAAACUCUUGCCAUAUAGACUGGCAAAUUAUUUAAAUAUUUUUUUUGUGCUAGGCACAUAGCUUGUCUAAAUUUCCCAGCCCAAGGUGGGUCUAGUCAUGGAAUAUGAUGCUAUUACAUUUAAGCUAAAUCUGGCCUUAAAAAGUCACCUUAUAUUGUUUGUAUCUGUGUUAUACUGGAAUCGAGAAAUUUCCAUGGCAGACUUGGGUGCUGCUUUAAAAAGCUAGAGUCUGAAUAAUUGGGUGAAACAGAAUUCCCCACUAACUGAUAUUCACCAGUUUUUUGUGUUUUAAGCAAGACUUAGGUUUUAUGCUGUUGAGCUCUUAACAGAUUUCAGUCUGUUGGUUAAAUGCAUAUAGUAUAGGUACCUCUUUUAGAAUGGGAUGAAGUGCUAUAAAUAUAAUAGAAGACCUAUCAGGAUUCAGCCUAUCAUUAUACAUCAGAGACUUUACAUGAGGAAGAAAAUGUCUGUCAAUGUCCUGAAUAAUCAGAAGACCAUUAAAAAUCAGAAAAAUCUCGAGGAAAAACACAAAAGCCUUUACCCCCAAGUGAAUUUUACUAAACAUGAAAUAAUUAACAGGCUAAAAACUUGUGUUUUGAUAACUGUAAUUUUCGAACAUAUAUUGAGUUUGCAUCAGAUAAUUUUUCUCUGAGGAAAUGUAUCAGUUUCAGAAUUGAAGAUAAAUUCUUCACCUAGAACUGAUGUACCAAAACUUGUGAUUUAUAUGUAAUAUUAAGUUUGUAGAAAAUAUUUACCUAUGCAUAAACACUAUGGAAUGUGAAGUUUUAAAGAUGGAAGAAUAACAUCAACUCUGUGUACAACACCAAUAAAUGUUUGUGUCUAGUCUCUGA
Molecule: messenger RNA, 5347 nt
Organism: Hipposideros armiger (great roundleaf bat)
Lineage: Eukaryota; Metazoa; Chordata; Mammalia; Chiroptera; Hipposideridae
Product: zinc finger protein 658-like
Exons: 5
Coding region: 1638-4454 (938 amino acids)
Biological process (GO): regulation of DNA-templated transcription
Source: RefSeq, a predicted model, not a curated record